Sphenostylis stenocarpa is the source of this 792-nucleotide messenger RNA. The record is from the annotation of a GenBank genome assembly. Lineage: Eukaryota; Viridiplantae; Streptophyta; Magnoliopsida; Fabales; Fabaceae.
AUGCAAGAUGUGGAAAUCAAGAAGCUUAAACAAAAGGCUACGGAAGCUAGUGCCCUUGCCGCAGUGGAAUCUUCUAAUCACAGAGUAACAAAAGAAUUUGUUGAAUCUACCAUACAUCAGAUGAAGGAAAUGACUGACAAAUUGCCUGGAGAAAUUACAGAAAGUAAGAAUUUGAGAUCUGUUCUUAAUCGAGUUAAAAAUUUUCUUCAAGAAACGUCAGAAUUUGAAACAUCUUCAUCACCAAAGUUGGAGACUAAGCAAAAGGAUGAACAUGAUAGACCUACCUCAAAUAGUGACUCUUAUUCCAAAUUACAAAUAUAUAGAGUUGAAGAAAAUGUGGAUGCCAAUCUUUCUCAUGAUAAAGAAAAUUUCCUUGAAGAAAGAAAUAAACCUAGUACAGAUACUUGCAAAGAUAGAGGAAAUUCUCUCAAAGAAAGUGAUGAACCAAACUCAGAAAUCGAGUACAAAAAUGCACCUCGUACAUUUUCCUCAACUAGUGAUGGUUCUGAAAUGUUAGAUGAUAGACUAGAGGAGAAUGCUGAGGUUGCAAUAGUUGAUCAAUCUGAAGAAGCAGAAGAAGAUGUCUUUCAAGAAUGUAUUGGAUCACGUUCAAGAAUUGACAGAACACCGUCUUCAGAAAACUCAAACAAUGGUUCAAGAUCAUUAGACUCUUCACGACUCGGAAAACAGGGAGAAGAACAAAUUAUUGAAAAAUUUGAUUGUGGAGUUUAUGUGAUGCUCGUGUUACAGUCUGAUGGUGCCAAAAUUUUUAAACGAGUUAAAUUCAGGUAA